AUGUUUACUCCGCCCCCCAGUCCUCUCCCAACACCGAAUGAUCCCCUUGCUACGGCCGGUUCAGCUCCAUUGGCUCCCAAACCGAAGCAUGGUCGAUUAUCUGCUCACCAGCGGUUCCUUGGCCUUGUCGUACCCGUGGUAGUUCUAGUUAUAAUUACUCUCACCUCGAGACAUGCAGUCACCGGACCGAUAGAUAUCGAUAUAGAGGCUCCAGCUCCUUACGUAGCCUCUCACUGGGCAAACCGAGUAGCCAGUCUGAAGCACCACAUUCCCAGGCAAUUGGUAUCUCUUGACCCUGCAGACGAACUCCGCCGGACACCAAUACCAACACCAACAGCUACCACAUCUGCUCUAGAUACCACAGCUCCUCAGCAACUUGGAGCAGGCAUCUCUUCGGUUGCCCCUGCCAUCCCCGACCCGGCCUGGCCUGUUCCAACACCAUUCCCCCAACCAUUUGAUUCGAGUCUCUCUUUUAACUUCUCGACCCCGGCGUGCAGUAGCUUCUUUUCCUCUUUUACAACGAACAUGACAUUCAGAGCGUGCCGCCCCUUUUCGCUCCUGCUGGGCACCUCAAAUUCCUUUUUUAAUAUCCAAUCUAACCUUACGGAGCUAACGGCCGUCAUGGGUGGUACUUGUGACACUACAAGAUCCAUCGGAGAGUGUCGUACUACCAUGAACUGGCUUGCUAGCGAGAUCGUAAAGCCGGAGGUUUGUGGGACCGAUAUCGCAAAUCAGAAUGGGAACGCACUCGAAGCAUUGAAUGGGUUCAAGACUUAUGACCUCAUGCGACAAGCAGGUUGCUUGGUUAACCAAAGGAGCAACGCAUAUUGCUUUGUCGAGUCGGUCGCUUCCAGCUCACCUGUUGAUACCUACUUCUAUGCAUUGCCGAUAGGUACACCGGUACCCCAAAAGUCUACCCCGUCAUGCAGCCCAUGUACCAAGUCCCUGAUGUCCCUUUACGCGCAAUACGCUACGGACAAAUCGCUUCCACUGUCCAAGGUCUAUUCUCCGGCCCAGAAGCUGGCUGCCAACUCAUGCGGGGCGGACUAUGCGCAAGCUAUUGCGACUAACGCAGCAACGCGAGUUCCUGUUGCUACCGUUUCCUUUUGGUUGUUCUUUGGCGUUACACUUGGCGUGCGACUUAGUUGGAACGUAUGGCCCUCGAGCCGUAUUGAAGCCACUCGCACGGUCGUUCCUAUCGCGGCUCUCUAUACACCACUCAAACACCGUGAAGAUUUGCCACCUGUUUUGUACGAGCCUGUAACAUGCAAGCCGCCUUGUCGCGCAAUCCUGAAUCCAUACUGCCAAAUCGAUGUCCGUGGUAAACUCUGGAUAUGUCCAUUCUGCUUGCAGCGCAAUGCAUUUCCUCCCCACUACAAGGACAUCUCGAAUACCAAUCUCCCAGCCGAACUCUUGCCCAAGUACACUACCAUCGAGUACACGCUUUCCCGGCCUGCCCCUGUACCACCUAUCUUUUUGUUUGUCGUUGACACAUGCUUGGACGAGGAAGAUUUAAAGGCUCUCCGCGAUGCCCUGGUGCUUAGCUUGAGCUUGUUGCCAGCGCAUGCACUUGUCGGACUUAUCACAUAUGGCACUAUGACUCAAGUGCACGAGUUGGGCUACGCUGAAUGCUCCAAGUCUUAUGUUUUCCGGGGCGGAAAGGAAUAUACUCCCAAACAGAUUCAAGAUAUGCUCAACCUCUCCUCGGCCAAUCGUGCAGCUCCACGCCCGGGCCAGCCUGUGCCCCCACAAUCAUUCGGCGCCGCCCGAUUCUUGCUGCCUAUUUCCCAAGUCGAGUUCCAACUCACAUCGAUUCUCGAGCAACUCGCGCGUGAUCCGUGGCCGGUUGCCAACGAUAAGCGACCGCUGAGGUGCACCGGUGUAGCGAUCAGCGUUGCUGUGGGACUUUUGGAGUCGACAUUCUCAAACACUGGCGCGCGCAUCAUGGUCUUUUCCGGCGGUCCGGCUACAGAAGGACCUGGGAUGGUUGUCAGCAACGAGCUUCGCGAGCCUAUUCGUUCCCAUCAUGAUAUCGAUAGGGAUAGUGUUAAGCACUUUAAGCGUGCCUCCAAGUUCUACGAAGGCCUUGCAAAGCGUGCUGCCCAAAAUGGACAUGCGAUCGACCUGUUCGCAGGGUGCCUGGAUCAGGUCGGGUUGCUGGAGAUGAAAUUGUUGGCAAAUAUGACCAACGGUGUUAUCGUCUUGUCCGACUCCUUUGCGACGUCGAUUUUCAAGCAAAGCUUUAUUCGGAUUUUCAACAAGGACGCACAAGGGCAUUUGCAGAUGGGCUUCAAUGCGACAUUUGAUGUCCAGACGACCAAAGAGCUCAAAGUCUCUGGACUUAUUGGCCAUGCUAUUUCGGCUAACAAAAAAUCAGCGUGUGUUGGCGAGACAGAGAUUGGAAUCGCUCAAACCUCUGCCUGGAAGAUUUGCACGCUUACACCUAGAACCUCGACGGCUGUUUACUUUGAAGUCGUUACUCCCGCUGGUCAACCACUUCAAGCAGGCUCGCGUGGUCUGAUUCAGUUUGUGACCCACUUCCAGCAUUCCUCGGGUCAAAUGCGUCUGCGCGUCUCGACAAUUGCACGUAACUUUGCCGAAGCAGGAUCGCCAACAAUCUCGGCAAGCUUUGACCAGGAGGCUGCAGCAGUGCUUAUGGCCCGUAUCGCGGUCUUCAAGGCGGAGAUUGACGAUAGUCCGGAUGUCCUUCGCUGGCUUGACCGCAUGCUCAUUAGGUUAUGCCAGAAGUUUGCGGACUAUCGCAAAGAAGACACGAUGAGCUUCAGACUAGCUGAUAACUUUAGCAUUUAUCCGCAAUUCAUGUUCCACCUUCGCCGUACCCGUAUUGUUGGACAGCGUCUCGAUCAAACCGACGUUAUCCUUCUCCUGGAUACAUUCUUCCACAUCCUCAUUUUCCAUGGAGAAACCGUUGCUCAAUGGCGAAAGGCAGGGUAUCAAGAACAAGAUGGCUACGAAAACUUCCGGGAACUCUUGGAAGCACCUGUGGGCGAUGCCCAGGACCUUCUUGUUGAUCGAUUCCCUAUCCCACGUUAUGUUGUUUGUGACCAAGGAGGAUCUCAAGCACGUUUCUUGUUGUCCAAACUUAACCCAUCAACCACACACAUGUCACAAGGAAUGUAUGGGACAUCGAGCGGCGGUGGUGCGGGCGCAGCUAUCUUUACGGAUGAUGUGAGCCUGCAGGUGUUCAUGGAGCAUCUUAAGCGUUUGGCUGUGGGUGCAUCGACUACUUGA
Rhizoctonia solani is the source of this 3252-nucleotide messenger RNA. Its product is annotated as transporter protein Sec23. Gene Ontology annotation, cellular component: COPII vesicle coat; endoplasmic reticulum exit site. The record is from RefSeq and is a predicted model, not a curated record. The transcript is spliced from 15 exons. Gene Ontology annotation, molecular function: zinc ion binding; GTPase activator activity. The coding region runs from base 1 to 3252 and encodes 1083 amino acids. NCBI's taxonomy places the organism in Eukaryota, Fungi, Basidiomycota, Agaricomycetes, Cantharellales, Ceratobasidiaceae. Gene Ontology annotation, biological process: intracellular protein transport; endoplasmic reticulum to Golgi vesicle-mediated transport; COPII-coated vesicle cargo loading.